CCUCCUCCAUUCCCUAUCCCCCCUUUCCUCUCCAAAUAUAUACCACCCCAUCAUCACUUCCCUCCUCUCUCUCUCUCUCUCUCUCUCUCUCUCUGUGACCCCACUAUUAACCGAGUCUCACUAAGGAAGGUGAGAUCGAUUCUGUAGAGAUGAGCGGAAUCAGUGUUAAUAGUAAUGGUAGUGGCGGUGGUGGUGGUGGGCCUUGUGGUGCUUGCAAGUUCUUAAGGCGAAAGUGCGUAAAGGGUUGCAUAUUUGCACCAUAUUUCGAUUCAGAGCAAGGAGCGUCGCACUUCGCGGCGGUGCACAAGGUGUUCGGUGCGAGCAACGUGUCCAAGCUGCUCUUACGUAUCCCAGUUCACAAGCGUCUGGACGCCGUCGUUACCAUCUGUUAUGAAGCCUUCGCUCGCAUCAGAGAUCCCGUUUAUGGUUGUGUCGGCCAUAUCUUCGCUCUCCAGCAACAAGUGGUGAAUUUGCAAGCAGAGUUGGCAUUCAUCAAAGCCCAACUCACAACCAUGGAGCUACCUCAGUCUCUGUCUCCAUCGCAAUCUUCUGCAUCGGCAAGCCUUGGCGUAUCUUCGGACUUGAUACCAACUUCUCUUGAAUCCAUGUGUUUUGACCCUGACCCUCUCCAGUUGCAAGAGAUAGUUGAGAUGGCAGAUUGUUGGAACCAAUGUGAUGACCAAAAUUCUAACAAUGGUGAUCUCUCGGCAUUGGCACAAGAAUUUGUCUCCAUAUACUUGCCAGGUGUACGAUUUCGACCAUCCGAUUCUUGUUGACGUGUCUAAACAACUGUUGCUAGUCUGAAACCAGUUUCUUCUAAGCCUUUUAGCAAUCAGUGUAACUUGAUCAUAGAGUCCUACAGACUAAUCAAAUUGACUUGAGCAUUGAAAUUUCUUCUUUUUCUUUCCCACACUCGAGAGGUCCCUAUAAUGCAGCUAGUUAUUGGCCAUUUGGCCUGGCUGUAAAUGGGUCCUUGUGGCUGUGGGCUGUGCAGUGCAGAGGCUUGAAAUGGGCUUCUUUAAUUACAAUUUUCAUUAUUUGGUAAAA
Nelumbo nucifera (sacred lotus) is the source of this 1047-nucleotide messenger RNA. Its product is annotated as LOB domain-containing protein 19-like. The record is from RefSeq and is a predicted model, not a curated record. Gene Ontology annotation, cellular component: nucleus. Lineage: Eukaryota; Viridiplantae; Streptophyta; Magnoliopsida; Proteales; Nelumbonaceae. Gene Ontology annotation, biological process: hormone-mediated signaling pathway; positive regulation of DNA-templated transcription.